Messenger RNA from Homarus americanus (American lobster), 2597 nucleotides. It is a transcript of the gene Taz, whose product is annotated as tafazzin-like. Bases 41 to 892 code for a protein of 283 amino acids. The transcript has 4 exons. Lineage: Eukaryota; Metazoa; Arthropoda; Malacostraca; Decapoda; Nephropidae. Gene Ontology annotation, cellular component: mitochondrial membrane. Gene Ontology annotation, biological process: inner mitochondrial membrane organization; cardiolipin acyl-chain remodeling. The record is from RefSeq and is a predicted model, not a curated record. Gene Ontology annotation, molecular function: 1-acylglycerophosphocholine O-acyltransferase activity.
GAAGCUGCACCAUCAAUGGUCAGCUGACUAGUGAGGGCCCAUGGCACCGCCGGAAGAAGCUCCCGGCACCGGGAUGCCUUUAACAGUGAACUUAAAACUCAAGUAUGGAUGGCCCUUCCCGGACAUGAAGGAUCCCCCUCUCUCAUUUAAAGUAAAGAGUAGCAUUAUAAUUCCUUUGGUUGGAACUUUCAGCAAGAUUCUCUUAAAAUGGUGUAACAGUAUAAACGGUCACAAUAUAGAGCAACUACAGGAAUUGGUUGGCAAUAGGCCGGCAGGUGUGCCUCUUGUGACUGUAUCAAAUCAUUACUCCUGCAUUGAUGAUCCUACACUUUGGGGUUUGUUAAGAUGGCGAGAACUUUGGAGUGCUCAAGCAAUGCGUUGGUCCCCUGCUGCUCAUGAUAUUGCUUUCACUCGUCGUCUCUACAAUUGGUUUUUCAGCUCUGGAAAAUGUGUUCCUAUUAUCAGGGGACUGGGAGUGUAUCAGGAAGCAAUGGAUUUCUUGAUUGAGAGACUCCAGGCAGGUCAAUGGGUGCAUAUAUUUCCUGAGGGGAAAGUGAACAUGAGUAUGGAACACAUGCGCCUCAAGUGGGGUGUUGGAAGACUAGUGUAUGAAUCAUCAAUAUGCCCCAUUGUUUUACCAUUCUACCAUAUUGGAAUGGACACUAUUUUACCCAAUCGAAGUCCUUAUAUCCCCAGAGUGGGAAAAACAGUAACUGUUGUGGUAGGGGAACCCAUGGAUUUCAAGCAAUUAGUCUCAGAGAUGAAGGAAAAACAGGAGGACCCCGCCACAGCACGUAAAAUAAUCACAGACAGAAUCCAAGACGAACUAAAGAGAUUAAGGGGCAAAGCUGAAGAACUUCAUGAAAAAAUGCUUCAACAGAGAAAUCGAUGAGAAGAAAGAUAAUAGAAUUUCAAAUUAUAUUAUAUUUAAGGUAGUAAAUGAAAGUGUACACUCACUAAAAAAAUAUUCUGCACCCUUGACUCUGAAACCAUUUGCAGCAGAAGCCGUGAUGAGUGUUAUCAUAUUUGUUGGUCUGGUGUGUCAUAUUGUAUAACUCCGUAAAGGUGCAGAAUAAUCUUUUAGCGAGUGUACAUUGAGCUUGUUGCUUUCACUCCAGAUCAGUGACCAGUAAUGUCCAGGCCAAAGUAUUUGUAGUUUCUGUAUGUGAUGAAGAAACUCUAGGACAUAGAGAAGUUUAUAUAUGAAUGGCAUUGUUGUUGAAAUUUUAGAUGCAAUUAGUUUUUAAGAUUUUUGUAAAUGGAUCAUUUACUGCCUUUGGAUUUUUUUUUUUUUUUUUUUAAAUUUUAUAUGAAACUUAAUCUGGGCAUAUUUAAUCCAGACUCUGACUGCUAUUUUAUUUAUAAGUCAUGCAAGGAAGCAGCAUGUCCAGCACUGGACUCAACUGCCUUCACUUCCCCAACUUGUAAAGUUAAGUAUCCAUUUAUAUCUGGGUGUGCUAGGAGUGCCUGAGGAAUGAACCACCAACCAAUAGGGCAGGAGCCAAGUACUGUACUAUAUCCACUCCAGUCAACUGCCACACUGGGACUAAAUUCAUGAAAUCCAGAAAGUAGUAUCUCUCCUGACUUAACCAUAGCACCUAAAACUGAGCACUGUACAGUACUUGGAAACAUAACUAACCAUUCUUCCAUGCUAACACGUACUCCACAACCUGUUGCCAUGGUUACACACGGUAACAGGACCAACCAUAGUAUAUUCCUGCUAAUGGGAUGCACUGAGGCUUAUUCUAUUUUUUGAUAGGCAUGAACUUUAUCAAACAUAUAGACAUAUCUAACAUGUAAUGCCAAAAAAAAAAUUCCUAGCAAAAGCCAUUACUAUAUAAAUGGAGAUGCAUUUUUAUAGACAUUGUUUAGGCCAAAACACAUAAUACAAUACAGCUACAAAUGAAAAUAAACCCAUUUUAAAAUGAAAAUUUAAUAUUCUAUGAUAAACUAUGAUACACGAAAGACCUGAAUUUAACUUGCUAAAAUCAAUGUUGAUUGCUGCGUGUUGUGAUAGUGGCUUAGAGAUCUUGCAUUAAGAGUUGCUGGGAGGGAAGUCUUCAGUAAGAUACUGUACCUACAAGUGCAAACUGAGAGAGAGUAACGCUCGCUCGUUUUGAGCUGUGGUGGACAAAAUACAGUGCCGUACUGAACUGGAAAAAGUUACUUAUUUGUAAAAGUAUUGUUACUUUGAGAAAAACUUAUUCAACUAAACGUUGGGUAGAUACAAAAGGCACUUCAUUUUAAUAGAUGUUCCACAACUACUUUUUAAUAUUACACACUGAUGAGACGUACAGACUAAAGUACUGUAGUGAGAUAACCAUUGGCCUCCCUAAAUAACUAGUAAAUUAAAAGUACUGUAUCACUGUCUGAAAUGUUACUGUACUCAAGGAAAAAUAAACGUACCAAGAGGAAAAGUUACUCUCACGUAACUUAUUUGUUAACAAAAUAUAUGAGUGCAAUAUCAAGGCAACUUUUACUUCAUUACCACCCAACCCUAGAUUUCAGUAAUGGUAUUGCGAUGGUUUUGUUGUCUGGAUGAUAGGAUUAUUUAGGAGGAGCAGCAGCUGUUCAGUGCCUUUUUUUUUUUUUUUUAU